Messenger RNA from Amborella trichopoda, 2136 nucleotides. Its product is annotated as ferrochelatase-2, chloroplastic. The record is from RefSeq and is a predicted model, not a curated record. Gene Ontology annotation, cellular component: mitochondrion. Gene Ontology annotation, molecular function: protoporphyrin ferrochelatase activity. Gene Ontology annotation, biological process: heme biosynthetic process. Lineage: Eukaryota; Viridiplantae; Streptophyta; Magnoliopsida; Amborellales; Amborellaceae.
AUGACAAAAGGAGGUACAAUGUGCGGGAAAAAGUCCGACCAGUCGUUGCAGAUUGAUUUUAUUCUCUCUCUUUCUCGUUCUAUCUCUGACUAUCUGUAAUGUAUACGUAGCAGCUAGGUUGCUCUUGCUCUGACGCCUCUUUUGAGCUUUCUCAUACCCUAGAAUUCCGCUGAAUCUAGGGUUUCUUUGCUCAGCAGCCAUGGGUGUAGAGGUUCUGGCUCUUUCUCUCUCUGCCCCUGCCUCUCAGUGGGAGCGAGUAUCGUCAUCCUUUCAAGCAAGCACUAGAGGGCUAGUUGAGAUGGGAACUAGUGAACUCAAAGUUUCACAUUUUUCAGUUCAAGCUUCUUCACAUCUUAGGUCAUCUUAUCAACCAACACGUAUUGUUUACAAACUGCCGCAGUAUCUUUGGGGACCUGUGGAAGCUUGCUGUAGGUCAUCAUUAUCAAGGAAUUUUUUUGAUCCCAUAAAGUUCCCAUGUUGGCUAGAGCCACCCCAGUUGUUUAUAUGGAAGGAGCCAGCAGAGAGGUAUACCUCUUCUACGGGGGCAUUUAUGACCUCUACUGCCCUUGAUAAACGUGGCAAACUUAUUUUGGGUGAGGAGAAGGUGGGUGUUUUGUUGCUUAACCUUGGGGGCCCAGAAACUCUUGAAGAUGUGCAGCCUUUCCUUUUUAAUCUUUUUGCAGAUCCAGAUAUUAUUAGGCUUCCGAGAUUGUUUCGCUUUCUCCAGAAACCCCUAGCACAAUUCAUAUCGGUUCUUAGAGCUCCAAAGAGUAGAGAAGGUUAUGCCUCCAUUGGUGGUGGCUCUCCCUUGCGGAAAAUAACUGAUGCACAGGCUGAAGAGCUACGAAAAUCCCUUGAAGCAAAAAAUGUUCCUGCAAAAGUGUAUGUUGGAAUGCGCUACUGGCAUCCAUUCACUGAAGAAGCAAUCGAACAGAUAAAACAGGAUGGGAUCACAAAACUUGUUGUACUUCCUCUCUAUCCGCAAUUCUCAAUCUCAACUAGUGGCUCUAGCCUUCGUCUUUUGGAAAGUAUAUUCAGAGAGGAUGAGUAUCUGGUUAACAUGCAACAUACUGUGAUACCUUCAUGGUACCAGCGUGAAGGUUAUAUUAAAGCCAUGGCAAAUCUAAUUGACAAGGAACUGCAGAAUUUUGAAAUCCCUAAAGAGGUGAUGAUCUUUUUUAGUGCUCAUGGUGUACCACUUGCUUAUGUUGAAGAGGCUGGUGAUCCAUAUAAAGCAGAAAUGGAGGAGUGUGUGGACUUGAUAAUGGAGGAGCUGGAAAAGCGAAGGGUCACGAAUGCAUAUACACUUGCUUAUCAGAGUCGAGUAGGACCUGUGGAAUGGUUGAAGCCUUAUACAGAUGAGACCAUUGUGGAGCUAGGACAAAAAGGAAUAAAAAGUCUGCUUGCUGUGCCCAUCAGCUUUGUUAGUGAGCACAUUGAAACACUCGAAGAAAUUGACGUGGAAUAUAAAGAGUUGGCCCUAAAAUCAGGAAUAGAAAAAUGGGGACGUGUUCCUGCAUUAGGUUGCGAGGCCAUGUUUAUUUCAGAUUUAGCAGAUGCAGUCAUCGAGAGCCUCCCAUAUGUUGGUGCAAUGGCGGUCUCAAAUAUUGAGGCACGUCAGUCUCUUGUGCCACUUGGUAGUGUAGAAGAGCUUUUGGCUACUUACGAUUCACAAAGGAGAGAGUUACCGCCUCCUGUGACAGUAUGGGAAUGGGGAUGGACUAAAAGUGCAGAGACAUGGAAUGGCAGGGCUGCAAUGCUUGCCGUACUUGUUUUGCUCGUCUUGGAAGUGACUACAGGCGAGGGUUUUUUGCACCAAUGGGGUAUCUUGCCAUUGUUUCGUUGAGAUGGGGGCUUCUUCUCCUCAUAUGUUAUCAGCGUUUCUGCAUUUGUAUUAUAUGCAGAGUUGAUGGAUGAUUUGAAACUUUUAUUCUGGAGUUGGAAACUAUUGGAACCUAUGAUUUCCAAAUCUACAUGCUAUAUCCUCAAUUGUAAUGUAACACAGUUGAGCAUUGACUAUUGGUAUGGCUGAUACUGAAGGGUUAGAUGGUUCCCGCCUACCAGCAAUGCAUUGUACGAUAUUCCCUUGACCAAGUUCAGUUUGCCUACAAACAAAAUAGCAUAUAUUGAUAAACC